UGUGUACUGUGUUUCGUCGACAGAUAAAUAAAUGUUGGAAGUGAGAGUAUGUUUAUUUAAUAUGAAUCUCUUUUGUUCUUUAUAUUUCAUUGUUGAUUUAUCUUUAUUACUUACAGGUGUAUUAAUACAAAAAUGAAUAAUCAAUUUUGUUACGAUGUUCAUCCAUUCAAAUAACCAGUUUGCAGUUUUGAUGUAAUAUAUUGGAGUCAAUUAAUGUACAAUAAUUUAUAAAUAUUACAAAGAUUAUAAUAUUAUAAUUAAAAAAUGGCUCCAGUACCUUUAGAAGGUCAUCAAACACCUGUAACCAACAAUAUUCCACAGGAAGGGAAUCGUGGUGGUUCCAUUUCUCUCGGCAUGCUUAUUGAUUUCAUCAUACAACGUACUUAUCACGAACUCACGGUGUUAGCUGAAUUAUUACCUCGCAAAACUGACAUGGAACGCAAAAUAGAAAUUUAUAAUUUUUCGGCUAGAACUCGACAGUUAUAUGUGAGAUUAUUAGCAUUGGUCAAAUGGGCCAACAGUGCUUCCAAAGUUGAUAAAUCUGCGCAUAUAAUGGCCUUUUUGGACAAGCAGUCUUUGCUUUUUGUCGAUACAGCUGAUAUGCUUGCAAGAAUGGCUCGUGAGACACUAGUACAUGCAAGAUUACCUAAUUUUCAUAUUCCUGCUGCUGUAGAAGUUCUUACAACUGGAACAUAUAAUCGCCUACCAGCGUGCAUAAGAGAAAGAAUUGUCCCUCCAGAUCCAAUUACACCAGCAGAAAAAAGAAGUACACUUCAGAGAUUAAAUCAAGUUAUUCAACAUAGAUUAGUUACUGGAAAUUUGCUCCCACAAAUGCGCAAUUUAAAGAUUGAGGCAGGAAGAGUGACAUUCCUUGUGGAACAAGAAUUUUCAGUAUCACUUACAGUAAUGGGAGAUGGUCCAACAGUACCUUGGAGAUUAUUAGAAUUGGAGAUUCUAGUUUCGGACAGAGAAACAGGAGAUGGAAAAGCUUUGGUGCAUCCAUUGCAAACUCGUUACGUACAUCAAGUGGUUCAAUCAAGGUUAGCAGAAAGUUCGAACCCGUUAUCUGAAGUUUACCAUAUUUUACACUAUUUCUGCCAAUCAUUACAAUUAGAAGUACUUUAUUCACAAACAUUACGAUUAAUACGAGAUAGAUUGGAUGAUCACAUUCAUGUGGAUGAAUAUACACCAGGAAAAUGUCUCUCAGUCUCAUAUUGGAGAGAAUUAACUAAUAAAGAUCCUCGAUCAGAGUUGGGAUAUAAAUUAACAGUUCAAGUUGAUCAACAUGAUCCUGCAAGGCCUCUUGCAAUAGUACAUGUUCCAUCUUUAGGCAGCAAGGAAAGUGAAAUAGCAGACAGAGCAAUUAGAUCAGAUCAAUUAUCAAUGGAAUGUUUGUUAGUGCAUACAAUAUAUGUACGUACUAGAAGUAGAUUAUUAGAUCUGAAGCAAGAACUGCAAACAAUGUUGAAAGAUAUUGAAUGUACACUAGCUGGUUCACCUGCGAUUCUCUCUGUUCCAAUUUUGCAACCUUGUUUAAGAGCGGAACAUUUAUUAGUUACCGUUGAUACGCAUACUGGAAUGUUGCAGUGUCAUGUACCUCAAUACGAAGUUCCUUUAAUUCCUGAAUUAACUACUGCUUUAAAUGGUGAUCAUUCUCGUCUUCCAACUUUAAUAUCAGAGCUUAGAUUUUGGAUAACACAAAGACGAUGUGAAAAAACACUUCAACAUCUCCCGGCAACUUCCCACGAACGUUUGCCAGUACUUCUUCAUCCUGAUCAUCCAAUGUCAAAGAUUAGUAGACAUCGUAUGUUUGUUCAACUCCAUCGACAUCCUACAGUAAUUUUAAUAGUAGCAUUUAAGGAAAAAGAAAUUUCACCAUGCGAAAUUGAGUGUUCGUUUUAUCUUGCUGUCGUAAAACAUAGUUCCAUAGAAGAUGAUCCUCAUGAUGAUAGCAUUGAGACAGAAAUUCCAAAAAUGUAUUUAAAAGUUCAAAGUUUAAUUGAGUUUGACACCUUUGUCAUAACUCAUGGUCCUUUCACUAGUGUUGAUAAUGAAGCUUCGGAAGCGAAUAACGCUAAACGAAGAAGUACAGGACCUAGUGGAAGAUCUGAUGCCAGUGCUACAUUACAGAACAGAAGAUCCAAACAACCUGCAUAUUUUAUUCCAGAGUUGGCACAUGUAGUUGCACUUUGUGAUGAAAGAAUACCAUUUGUAACAUUAGCACAAGAAUUAACUAAAAGAGAUAUAGCACAUCAAGGACUUCAAGUUGAAGCAAACGCUACUGCAUUAGUUUUAAAACUGGUUCAGUUACCUGCCCCGUCUAUAGGAAUAAGUACUAGCUGUGCUUGGUAUGCUCUUCUUAAAAGAUUACUCAGUGUUUCAAUUAGAGUUCAGGGUAAAGGUAUGGCUAAAACAUGGAUGGCUGAGUUUGUAUUUUAUGGAAGCCCUUUAUCUAGCAGCCAUCCAAAAGAACAAGGAUUACGAAGACCAGUAUAUUUUCAAUAUGAAAUGGGUACAGCAGAUACGGUUUCACGUACAGUAGAUGCAUUACUUAAUGAUUGGGCUCAAAUUGUAUAUCUUUAUUCUAUUGUACAUGAUUUAGCAGAGUAUUUCAAAAUGGAGAAAUAUAACUUGCGCAAUAUGAUUAGUAUAAAAUCAUAUAACUAUAGUAAAUUGGUUCUUAUUUAUGGGCCUAAUCGUGGAGCUACUGUUACUGUGCAAUGGAGUACCAAUGACAAAGCAUUUAAAUUAAUUUUUGGGAAAAGUCCAACUAGUACUAUUACUAAUGCUCAUUCAAUUAUGAAGGAACAACUUGAAGCUCAUUUAAAUAGACACAGAAAUUUAGCGCAACUUAUACACAUUCUUCAUGAAACACUUCAACCUCUCACAUCAAUCAGUAAAUUGCCUACGAUACCACAACUUUGUGUUUAUAAUUCGAGACCUCAAGUACCAGUACAAACUUUUACUAUCAUGCCACAAUGUGUAACUCUAGUCAGAAUUGCGUAUCAGGGUAUGUAUUGUUUAGAACUCCGUUUGCGAGGAAGUGGUUUAGUGAGUUUGCGAGAUGGAGCAUACAGCCGUUUUGAUAGAAGUUACGUUGUAGAUGAAUUCACUCCCACACAAGGUCUCAAGGCCUUUUUAUCUAAAUAUGUGGAUGAAAGUGCAGUCUCUCGUAGAAGAUCUCAAUCAGAAGAUGAUAAUCCUCCUUCUCCCGUAACCAUGGAUAGCGAUGGUGGCAGUGGAAGUGGAAAUGUAGGUUUUUUAAGUCAUCAUAGAAGCGGACCCCAAUCACCUGCACAACAAAGAGAUGGAUUAAGAUUUCAUCCACCUUUAACUCCACCUUCUGGUAGUAAUCCUCAUACUCCAGCUAGUCCACAUACUGCUAACAUAUCACAGACAAAUCAACAUCAAAGUUUUGGAAGUAGUCCAGCCACUUCCUUCAAUUUGGCUUCACCACCGUCACUGCCACCGAAUACUCCCAACAUGUUACCGCAUCCUUCACCAGGUUCUGGAUUAGUUGCUAAUAGUCCUCUAAAUCCGAUGCAUGUUCCUAGUCCAGCUGGAUUAAUGCCAACAUCUUCACCAGGACCAUGUAGUAAUGUUCCAGUAGGACAUUCUCCUGCAGGAUCCUUCAUGCAAACUGGACAUAUAGAUGGAAGUCCAUUCCCAUCUUCACAGAGCAUGGCUUCUCCGGCAGCCUCUAAUUGGCCAGGAUCACCUACUGUACCUAGACCAUCUCCAGCACGUCCUGCACAGAGUCCAGGGCACGCAGCGUUACAUAGUCCACAAGCUUCCGAUCAUAAAGCUGGAACUCAUAUCUCAAGAGUACUUCCUCAACGUUCAUGGGCAGGAGCUGUACCCACGCUUCUAACUCAUGAAGCUUUGGAAUUACUUUGUUGUCCUUCUCCACACCCUUCUGGAUUUCCUAGUCCUGAUCUUUCGCCACUUGAAAGAUUUUUGGGAUGCAUUUAUAUGCGCAGACAGUUUCAACGAUUCAUACAAACUGAUGAUUGUUUAACAGCGAUAAAUAGUACAGAACCAGGAGUUGUACACUUUAAGGUAGAAAGUUUACAGUGUCGGGUUGGCUUAAAUCCACAACAUUUACAAUCUCUUCACAUAAAGGUACAACCUCUUCCAGAACAUAAAGAUCAAUGGACACUUGAGGAAUUACAAAUUAUAGAAAAGUUUUUUGAUACAAGAGCAGCAGCACCGCCAUACAAACCGAAUACGCUUUCCGGUUUUGGUAGAAUGUUAAACGUUCCAUUCAACGUUUUAAAAGAUUUUGUACAAAUUAUGAAAUUGGAAUUAGUACCUGGCUUAGCGCAACAACAGCAACUUAAAUGGAACGUGCAGUGGUGCUUACGAAUUCCUCCUUCUGCAACUCCAAUUGUACCCACUGGCAUGGCUGCAGUACUAGUUUGCAGAAAUAAAAUUCUUUUCUUUUUACAAAUAACAAGAAUUGGAUUACCAUAUCAAGGAGAAACACCGUCGCUCGUUUUACCACUGGUUUACGAUGUUAGUACAAACUUGACGCAAUUAGCAGAGAAAAGAGAUCCAAGUCCUGCUUCAGCAAUGGCAGCAGCGUCUUUGCAAUUAAAGAGAUUUGCCGAAUAUGGUGCGAAUCAGUCCGAAUGUUCCCUGUUUCCUGCAGUUAGAGAUUUAUUAGCCAACUUGACUCUUCCUUCAGAACCUCCAGUUAUGUCUCAGGUAGUUCCAUCGCCAGCUAGUGGCCAAGUAACACCAACACAACAGAUUCAAAGUCCUGCGAUGCAAUUGCAUUCACCUAUGGCUGGAAGUCAAGGUCCUCCGCAAGCAUAUGGAAUUCAAGGUAUGCCUCCAAUGGGCAUAAUGGGUGGACCACCUCAAUAGGACAUGCUUUACUCUCCUAACCCCCUAAGCUUACCGAAUCAGUCAACAUGGAUCAACUGAAUCGUAUUGUAAAGUCCGUUUUAAAAAUAUGCAUAAGUCUUUCUUAUUUUUUUAAUACAACGGACCAUAGUGGGGAAUUGUAGGAGAGUUGUUUCAUCAAGAAGAAAGCUUAUUUCGUAAAAUUUCGUAUUGUUAACUGUAUUUGUAAAAAUUGGAACUAAUAGUCAAAAUAUUAUUCAUGUAACUUUACACACAUUACAAACGAAUAGUAUUAGCAUUAAAUUUAAGGAUAGACGGACCACUUUCAUUUGCAAGUGAUUUAUCAAUUAAUCAAUAAUUGAUUAAUCAAUAAUUUACUUUCAAUAAAUUUUAUCUCUCUUUUAAUAAUCUUGUACUUUUACAUAAUUGUGUAUUGUUAUGUUCAAGACAUCAGUUGUAAAAAAAAAUUAUAUUGUAAUCUUUUUUUAUAGUACAAAUCUCACGGUGUUAAAAGAUAAAUUACAAAAAUCAUUCAUAAUAUUUUAAAUUCUUUAUGAGAAAGACCAAACUUUUUUGAAUUUUUCAAUUUAGUAAAUUGUAGAAAAAGUUAAUUAUGGCAACUAAAACUUUUUUUUUAUUAU
Heterotrigona itama is the source of this 5489-nucleotide messenger RNA. The record is from the annotation of a GenBank genome assembly. NCBI's taxonomy places the organism in Eukaryota, Metazoa, Arthropoda, Insecta, Hymenoptera, Apidae.